CUGCGCAAGCUGCUCAAAGAUCAAAGCUCUCAAGUCCAUCAGAAAGAGGACUACGCCGUCCGCUUCCUCCUGACCGAAUCACUCGACAAGCAGAACCCGGAGUUUUGGCUGUUUGAGACCUACACUUCCGCAGAAGCGACCAACAAGCAUACCGAUGAGUCGCACUUCAAAACCAUGACAGCUGCCUUUCAGAAGGAAGGUAUUUUGGCCAAGCCUCCGCUCGUGGCGAAGACUUCGACAGUAGCUGGGUUCGAUCUCGAUCGGAAGCUCUUGUAG
Molecule: messenger RNA, 276 nt
Organism: Recurvomyces mirabilis
Lineage: Eukaryota; Fungi; Ascomycota; Dothideomycetes; Mycosphaerellales; Teratosphaeriaceae
Exons: 2
Source: RefSeq, a predicted model, not a curated record